Molecule: messenger RNA, 2570 nt
Organism: Exophiala mesophila
Lineage: Eukaryota; Fungi; Ascomycota; Eurotiomycetes; Chaetothyriales; Herpotrichiellaceae
Exons: 10
Coding region: 18-2210 (730 amino acids)
Biological process (GO): DNA-templated transcription; positive regulation of transcription from RNA polymerase II promoter by galactose
Cellular component (GO): nucleus
Molecular function (GO): DNA-binding transcription factor activity, RNA polymerase II-specific; RNA polymerase II cis-regulatory region sequence-specific DNA binding; zinc ion binding
Source: RefSeq, a predicted model, not a curated record
CAUGAUUGGUCCCCAACAUGAAGAAGAGGCUCGCUAUCAUGACGGGCCACCAAGAGGACUCUGUUCCAUCUAAACGCCCAAAGGUACAGUUAGCACCUUUGCCAAAUCGCCAGCAUAGUCCGGUGGUAAGCAAGGUGAGGAAGAAAACUUUGGAGGCGUGUCAGAAAUGCCGCGAAAAAAGGAUCAAGUGCAAUGGACACUGGCCGUGCGAUAGCUGUUGCUCCAAGGGCUAUGAAUGCAGUUUAAGACCGGCAUUGCAUGACGACCCUGUGGAAUUGACGGAAGUUAUGAAUCAAGUGCUCUCACGGCUACGUCGCGUCGAGGAUUUUAUCCAGCAGCAAGGUCAAGGCACACCGUCAGUAGGGAUAGAGGGUCGACCUGGAGUAGCCCCCAUAAAGCGAACUGUCUCAUCAGUCACAGAGUUCAACCGCCAGACUGGGUGCUUCGAGUACUAUGGUGAAACUUCGAGCUUUGUUGUUGCUAGUUCGCUGGGCAAAAGAUUGAACCGCCUCAAUGAAGAUGACUCUUCAGUCUCUGCUUCACGUGUGAAUAAUCCAGAACAGGGCCCAUUGACAGAAGACAGAAGACCGUCCAUAGGCGUGCCUGGGCUACAGACACUGCUCGAUGCUUACGACUAUGUAAUGCCACUGAACACACCGGUCCGUCGUUAUCGAAGCCUCCAACAAGACGUCGCAGAUCGUCACUUGGACAACUUCUUCGCUACCAUCCACGUUUAUUUGCCCGUUUUCGAUGUUUCUGCCUUUCGCGCGAAAUACUCCCGACUUAGAGAGCUUUUUGGUUCCAACUUGCUGCAUGCCCCGAAUGGAGACAGCCAAGGGCAACAACAAUCCCUGUGUCUGCUCUACGCUGUUCUCGCCCUUGGUGCCUUAUAUGCUGCUGAUGAAGACAGCUCAUCGUGGGCAAGUUGGUAUUUUUCUGAAGCACAAGAGCUUUUGGGUCGCUUGUAUGACGCGGUCAAUCUGCAGUUGGUGCAAGCAGCAAUGUUCAUGGGAGCCUAUGCCCAGCACGCGCUCAAACCGAAUUUGGCAUAUAAUUUGGCUGGCACUGCGACCAGAAUGGCAUUUUCGAUCGGUCUAAACCUCGACCCAACACUUGCUUCACAUAAUUGGGACGGAGAAGAGGGCAGACGGACUUGGUGGAUGCUCUUCAUUGAAGAAGUGGAGCUAAGCGUGGACUCUGGACGCCCUAUGUCCAUUAGAAAGAGUGAUAUUUUAGUGCAAUAUCCAUCCGAACUUCAGUCACAGCCUCCCCAAUACCAGAUGUCUGAUUUCAUUCGACACCUUGCAGGGGUGGCCCAAAUCACGCGAGAUAUUCUCAAGUUUGUGGUCACCUCAACACGUCCCGUGGGCGCAGAUCCCUCAUGGGAGGCAAAAAUACACAAGUUUCAUCAUUUGCUGGUCCAAUGGCGGAGUCAACUGCCGAUCGAGAUCAAGUUUGAAGAUGGCGGCCUCGAUGAAGAUUUAGUCCUGCCCAAUAGCUGGACUUCUCGACAUCGGAGUAGCUUGCUUGUCCACUAUAACCUCGCCCUUGUCGUCCUGCACAGGUUCUCCUUGAUGAGCCCCGAAAUCUCACCAUCUGAGGACCUGACAAGAACAUCUCAAUCAUUCUGUAUAGAUGCAGCAGGGGCGAUCAUACUCCACAUCCAUGGUCUCUUCCAGGUAGCGCCUAAUCUCAGGCGGUGGAGGUACUACUGCUACUACUGCCUUCAAGCCACGCUUGUUCUCUUGAUCAAGCUCGUGGAUGAGCCACUAGCUGAGCAAAACAGGAGCAUUGUCGCCAAAUGCCACCUCAGUAUCGUGAUCUUCAAGCAAAUCGAACUCAAGGUGGCACAGCGCUGCGCAGAGCUCGUGGUGAGUGUUCUCAACAGCCGACAAAAGCAGCAGACCAGUGAGGGGAUACCUGAACAGCGGGCACCCGAGCCAUCACAGCCUGAAUUCGGACCUAGCGACCCUGCACUGGCAUCGCAACAGGUAGCAACACAAGUUCCGACAAAAGAAGCUCAAUAUGGUAUCAUCGAAAGCGCCACGGAUGAAUUCUCUGCGGCGUCGUGUCCAGAUCUGACGUUCAGUGGGACUGAGCUGGACUUUUCGGUCGACGACGAGUUGUGGAACGACUUUGUUAAGUCCGGCAUGCAUACGCGGCCAUUCGAGAGCUGGAUGAACAUUCUGAAUGACCAGGAGGCCUUGUGAUCUCAUGAAAAGAUGACCACGACAAAGCCUUUGUAUUUGUAUUAGAAAGAGGUGUUUGUCACGUGAACUGAUCAGAUGGGCAGUGCACGUUGGUGGCGUUGUCGGAGGCAUUUAUCGACAUCGACGCGAAUACUUGACAUGUGGUUCACGCUUCAAUGAAACAUGGCUUUCAAUACCCGAAAGAGCGAACCGUGAGAGAUUCAGCCUUCCGCCGUAUCAAUUUUCAAUCCUAUAUCACCGCUUUUGGCUAUAACGACCCCACGCUGCUUUGACCUAUCGACGGAGGGAUUUGUCAGUUUUGCAAAGGAAGACACGAUUAGAAGCAACACACCUCUUCGUCCGCAUCAUAGGAAUACACGA